Molecule: messenger RNA, 2358 nt
Organism: Entelurus aequoreus (snake pipefish)
Lineage: Eukaryota; Metazoa; Chordata; Actinopteri; Syngnathiformes; Syngnathidae
Product: sphingosine-1-phosphate phosphatase 1-like
Exons: 3
Coding region: 284-1546 (420 amino acids)
Biological process (GO): sphingosine metabolic process; phospholipid dephosphorylation
Cellular component (GO): endoplasmic reticulum membrane
Molecular function (GO): sphingosine-1-phosphate phosphatase activity
Source: RefSeq, a predicted model, not a curated record
UCGAAGAAGAAGUGGACUCAAAGCUGGGAUCAUAACGGCCUGAGAGAGCGGCGACUUGACGCAGUUAGCGGCGGCCUUCGUGAACCUGCCCGCACUCCGUGAUGUAAUACUUCGCUCCAACGGACUUUGUAUGCUGCUCCUCCAAAUCUUUCGGUCGACAAGGUCGCUGUUUGUGAGUUCGGCGAGAUAGUCUGCAAAACGCCCCGUAAUUAUUAUUAUUUUGACUAACGGGGAGAUCAUGAGCGCGGCGGAGUAAUCCCACGUAAAGUAUUAUUUUGACACAAUGGCGACGGACGCCAUCAAGACGUUUGUGGAGACGUGUCAUUGUCUCCAGGACCCGCGUUUGGUGGCCAAGUUCCAGCACUUGUGUGGCGUCCGGGGGACGUUUCCGGAAAAACCCAACGACGACGGCGCGUCCACGCGGGGCUGCCCCGGGUUGAGGCAGAGGAUCCCGCGGGACGACGUCAGCAACGGGGCGAGCGUGCACGCCAACGGGGUGAAAGGUGACUCUAGGCCCGACGAGACCGCUCGGGCUAAGCCCCUCCGCAGGAACUCUCUCACCGGAGACGUGGGCCAGGAGUUUCUGAUCCACAACAAGUUCCUCUUCUAUCUGUUCACGUUCGGCACGGAGCUGGGCAACGAGAUGUUCUUCAUCGUCUUCUUCCCCUUCCUCUUCUGGAACGUCGACGCCCUGGUCAGCCGCAGGCUCAUCGUGGUGUGGGCCUGGAAUCUGUUCGUGGGACAGUCCACCAAGGACAUGGUCCGCUGGUCCCGGCCGGCCUCCCCUCCUGUGGUGAAGGUGGAGGUGUUCUACAACUCGGAGUACAGCAUGCCGUCCACGCACGCCAUGACUGGGACUGCCAUACCCUUCUGUCUCUUCAUGCUCACCUAUGGACGCUGGCAGUACCCUUUCCUCUUUGGUUUUGGUGUGGCCCUCUGCUGGAGCAUCCUGGUGUGUGUCAGCAGAGUCUACAUGGGAAUGCAUUCUGUUCUGGAGGUGAUCACUGGCUUCCUGUACAGCCUCCUCAUUCUGGCCUUCUUUCACCAAGUUUUGGACAAGAUUGACGACUUCUAUAUGGACGGCGCAUACGCUCCACUAGUUAUCAUCUUGUCCCACGUGAGCCUUGGACUCGUGGCCUUCUCCCUGGACUCCUGGAGCACCUCCCGUGGAGACACGGCCCAGGCGCUGGGCACCGGGGCCGGCACCGCCCUGGCCACCUACGCCAACUACCAGUUGGGACUGCUGGCAGACCCCCCGCUGUCAUCGCUGCCGUUUGCCUUGCCGCCGCUCGGCGUGGGCUUGGUGGCUCGCUCCCUGCUCCGCUUCGCCAUCGGUGUGGGCGUCAUUCUGAUCACAAGGAUGGUCAUGAAAGCGGUCACUAUCCCUUUCCUCUGUCGACUGUUGGGGCUGCCCGCGGAGGACGUGAGACAAGCAAGGCAGCACAUGGAGGUGGAGCUGCCGUACCGUUACAUCGUCUACAGUGUUGUUGGUUUUACGUGCGUAUGUGUGGUGCCUCUCCUCUUCAGGAUCGUGAACCUGGCAUGAGUGUUGCAUGUAAACAGCCAUGCACUGCUGAAAACCAGGGUGAAUUCUAUCACCUCCACAGAAACUAGAGAUAUUCUAUAUUUUCCCAUGAAGACCAAAAAUUAGGUGACCCAAAUACAACAGUUUGCAUGAAUAGUUUAAGCUAGACCGUUUUCCCCUCUUUAAAGUGCAUUAUAUUUUUUCUGGUUGCUAAAAUUUCUUGUAACAAUGCUGCAGUUUAUGAACAAGCUGCUGGAAUUUAAAAAUGCACUAUUAACUUCCUCUUAACAGUUUUUAAAGGCACAAGCACAUGAUAACACACUGGAGAAGAAGGAAGGAAGCCAGAAAAAUGGCAGAUUUUUAAUCUUUCAUGGAGUAUUACAAUAUAUAAUUUAUCACCUGGAAUCAAUCAAAUGUUUAGUUUUUAUUUCCAUUUUAUAUUAAUUUCUAAGGGAUCUUUUGUAUUUGAAACGCCAUCCUUGUACUCUGAAAAAUGAACCAAACAAUCGUGUCAGUGUUAUAUUAGUUCUUGUUUGAUGCUAUUAAUCUGUGCAAAAGUAUAUUUUAAGUGUUGUGUAAUUGUCAGGGCUCCACGUUCACUGCUCAAGUCUAUACUUGAGGCACCGCCAUUAUUUGUCUGCAUUACGCCAUGUUAAUAUAUCUCUGCUUCCAUUUUCUGUAUAUUACCCUGGUCUUUGACUGUGAAGUCUUUGAAACUGGCGUACAGUAUUUUUGAUGGACUCUGCCAUCUUGAUUAAGAUGUAAAAAAAAGUUUAUAACAGGACAUUUUAAGUUUCUUGCACUAAAGUGUAUUAAAAUCUUACGCUCCUUUA